AUGGUUGAUAAUACGACUAGCACAAAUAUGACUGCUACAUCUGUCACAAAAAUAACAGAUAAUAUGUCACCAUCUAUCAAUGAUAGCAAGAAUAAGAACAAAAACAACAAUAACAGACACCCUAAUAAUUCAUGUUCCACUAUAUCUCAUUUGACGGAAGUGGCAGAAUCAUUCAUAUCAAAUGAUAAAGAAAGAAAAAAAUUCUUUGUAGAUAUGGAAUCAUCAUUACAGAAAUCGAUUGACCUUUUACAAUCUUAUAAAAAUAUUACUAAAAUUAUAAAACAAAAUAAUAUCAAUAAUAAUAUCGACAAUAAUACUACUACUAAUAACACUAUAAUUAAAAACUAUGAAAAGGCAUUUAUUUAUUUCAAAAUCAUUCACAUACUAGUAUUAAAUAAAAUCCCAAAUUUUGAUCAAUUUAAAUUGAUUAAAGAAACGAAACAUAAUAAUAUUCAAAAUACUGAAACCACUACAAAAAAAUUAAAAAAAAAUGAAAGAAUUAAUAGGAAAUAUAUGAUACUACUAGUAAAAACUUUAGUUAAUGAUGAAAUGUUCCCCAAAAUCAAAUCAUUCAUCAAAGAGCAUUCUUCUUUACCAUCUUCACAAAGAAGGGACGUCCAAACUAAUGGUAAAAAUACAGAACCAUCUUUACCUGAUGGUUCCUUAAUAUCUCCUCAACAUUUACAGGAAUUAUCCAGAAGUAAUGACGAUGAUGACAUUUUACUGAUAGAUGUACGACCAAGACUAAAUUUUGUGGAAAAUCAUAUUGAUUUCCCAAAUAUUAUAUGUAUAGAACCAAUAUCAUUUAAACCUUCAUACACAGAUCAAGAUAUUCAACAAAAAUCGUUAAUUACCUCGCCAGAUAAUGAAAUUAAACUAUUCGAAAUGAGAAAUCAAUUCAAAUUUAUCAUAUUGUAUACAUCAGAUAAUAAUGAUGAAUCCCAUUUAUUAUCUUUAUUAAAGAUAUUAUUGACUCAUUCAUUUGCAAAACCAUUUGAUCGUUCAUUGACUAAAUUUUAUAUAUUAAAAGGUGGUAUAUUAAAUUGGAAUGGUCCAACGACUUCAUCCGGGAAUAAUAUUAUAAACCAGCAAAAUGAUAAACCUUCUAAGAAAUUGGAAGAAAAAAAAAUACAAGAUCGAAAGAAUGACAACAACAACAACAACAACACCAACGAUAAUAUGGAAGAUAGCAUAUAUAUUGAUGGUAAUACUUCAGGUCUAAGCUUACAACAUUUCCCUAAAAUGUCUCCAAGUAUAACCGCUUCAAUGGAUUUAUCAAUGCAAGAAAUGAUGUCCUCUCCCACCUCAUCAUCUCCGCUGUCUCCCUUGAUGAAUAAUUUUAAUCAACAACAACCACGACAAUUCCAUUUCCAACAACAAUCUCCAUUAAAAAGAACAUCUAGUUUGAAGAACUUUCUCUCAAACUUCACUCAAAAUAGUAACAAUAAUAGUACUUCUAAUACCUAUAUUAAACAACAACAACAACAACAACAACUACAGCAACAAACGUCUAUUUUAACGUCUUCUUUUAAUUCAAGUAAUAAUAAUAAUAAUAGUACUACCAGCAACAAAAAUUGUCUACCGUCAUUCAUUUAUCCAAUUAAAAAUACAAGACAAUCUUCUCUCUCAAAUUCAAGUUCACCUUCGCAUUCGAAUUCUGCACUUUCUUUAUCGUUAAUUUCACCAAGAUCAACUUAUAAAUCAUCAUCACCAAUACCAUCAAAUUUAGCUAAAUAUCAAUAUUUACAAUCAUCAUCAGCUUCAUCAGAUUCAUCCCAAUCAGAACCAUCAUUAGUUCCAACUACUGCACCAUACCCUGAAACUCCAACUUUACUCACUGGUAAUGAAAUUUUUGAUAAUGAUGCAUACCAUAAUAAUGUUAUUACACCAAUCCGUAAUAGAGCUAAAAUAGUUUCACUAUCAAGAUCAUUAUCUACUAAUUCACAUAUAUCAGCACCCUCUACAGCGAGAUCUGUCUCCUCAUUAUCCACAUCAAGACCACAAUCAAAUAACAUAUAUCAAAAUAAUCAUAAUAACGUAAGAACUUCCUUUUCUGGUACAAGAUUAUCAAGUGAUUACUCUAUACCAAAUAUUACAACUUAUAACGAUGAAAGGGAGAAAUCACCAUAUAAUAUCCAAAAAUUACAAAUUCAAAACACAGCCGGUAGUAAUGACUUAAUACCACACCAUCAUAAUAACGUAACCACUCAUGAAAAGGAAUAUGAUUUAGAUUUCAUCAUUGGGUUACAGAAUAUGGGUAAUUCAUGUUAUUUAAAUUGUAUUAUUCAAUGUCUCUUGGGUACACAUGAAUUAACUAAAAUUUUCUUAAAUUAUUCAUUUGAAAGAUAUAUCAAUUUGAAUAGUAAAUUAGGUUCCAAGGGUGUCCUCGCAAAAAAUUUAUCCAAAUUAAUUCAUUUAAUGUAUAAUCAUUCAACUUUAAAAAAUAAUGGAGAUAAAACCAAAAAAAAAUCUGGUAAUAACUUUAUUAAGCCAAUUCAAUUUAGAAUGGCAUGCGGUUCCAUCAAUAAUCUUUUCAAAAAUUGUUCACAACAGGAUUGUCAAGAAUUUUGUCAAUUCCUUUUAGAUGCAUUACAUGAAGAUUUAAAUCAAUGUGGUUCUAACCCUCCUUUGAAAGAAUUAUCAACAAAGGCAGAAUCCAUGAGAGAAAAAUUAUCAUUAAGAAUCGCUUCCUCUAUUGAAUGGGAAAGGUAUCUAACCACUGAUUUUAGUGUUAUCGUGGAUCUUUUCCAAGGUCAGUAUGCAUCAAGAUUACAAUGUAAGACUUGUAUUCAUACCUCUACCACAUAUCAACCAUUUUCUGUCCUUUCUGUUCCAAUUCCAAAGAAGAAAAAUUUAAAUUUAUUGGAUUGCUUUAAAGAUUUUACCAAGAUUGAAAAUUUGGAAGUUGAUGAACAAUGGUUUUGUCCCAAUUGUAAAUCGAAACAACCAUCUACUAAAAAAUUAACAAUAACAAGAUUACCGAGAAAUUUAAUCAUUCAUUUGAAAAGAUUUGAUAAUAAUCUAAAUAAAAAUAAUAAUUUAAUUGACUACCCAUUCAUUUUAGAUCUAACUCAAUUUUGGGCUGAUGAUUUUGAUGGUGAAUUACCACCUGGUGUCACUGACGAGUUACCAAAAAGAGGUCAAAUCCCACCUUUUAAAUAUAGAUUAUAUGGUGCCGCAUUACAUUUUGGUAGUCUGUACGGUGGUCAUUAUACCGCGUUUGUUAAUAAGGGAAUUAGAAAUGGUUGGUAUUAUUUUGAUGAUACUAAUUAUCGUCCAAUUAAAAAUGAAAGGGAACCCAUCAGUUCAAAUGCAUAUGUUUUAUUCUAUCAUCGUAUUUAUGGCGUUUGA
Molecule: messenger RNA, 3351 nt
Organism: Naumovozyma dairenensis CBS 421
Lineage: Eukaryota; Fungi; Ascomycota; Saccharomycetes; Saccharomycetales; Saccharomycetaceae
Gene: DOA4
Product: ubiquitin-specific protease DOA4
Exons: 1
Coding region: 1-3351 (1116 amino acids)
Biological process (GO): protein deubiquitination
Molecular function (GO): cysteine-type deubiquitinase activity
Source: RefSeq, a predicted model, not a curated record